This is a messenger RNA of Stylonychia lemnae, 4317 nucleotides long. The record is from the annotation of a GenBank genome assembly. Lineage: Eukaryota; Ciliophora; Spirotrichea; Sporadotrichida; Oxytrichidae.
AUGGCAGCAUAAACAUAGUAGUCUAGUCUCUAGAAACACAAAUCUCAAGUUCAAACUGGUCUUUAAAAAAGUGGGGCAACUAACACCCCUUUGGAAAGAAGCAGAUAAAAGAAGUUUAGUGCAUAUGAAGCUAGCGAUGAUGAGUCUGUUCUCGAAUUCCAAAAUAUUGAGAACUAAUUACUCAGGGAUAAAGGUACUAAGGCUCAAGGAGAUGGGCAGAUUCCAAACUAGCAAGCAUCUAGUAAGUUCAAGAAAGCAUCAACACAGCGACUAGAAGCCUAGUUAAGUCCAAAGAAAUAACUUUCAAAUAACCUUCCUAAGAAAAAGCCUUCAACAAUAGUUAAAUAAGAUCUUUAACCCAUAACUGCUCCUACAACUUCUAAAGAAUAAAAUGCAGGAGAGUAGAAGAAAGAGACAUCAAAGAGCAGUGGAAAGUGCUAUAGCAUCUUCUGUUGUGGCUACUGCUGUUCAAAAGGAACUGGAGUAAGUGAUAAGGAGAAAAAUUAAGAGCUGAACUUAGCUCGUCCAGAGAAGAUGCAGAAUGACGUUACUUUUAUUGGAAAUAAUAAAGGUUAGAAGAGCAAUGCUGGCUAUAAUCAUGACUAAGAUUUAUCGCUAAUAGAUGAUAGGGAAGAGAUGGAUUAUAAUUCAGUGAGUUAGUCUGUAAUAGACUUAAAAUAGGAUUAAAUUGAUGAUGAGAAAAAUAAAAUAGACUCUAAUCAGGAUAAUGAUGAUAGUAUUUAGGAUAAUGAUAGUGUUGGAGAUGAAGAAAAAGUUGAACUAGAUUUAAGGUCUGAUCUUAAACCUAAUAGUGGAGAGCAUUCAAUUAAUGGAUUUCAAAGAUCUAUCAAAUCAAGCUCAGAUCCAUUAGAAGUUAAGAAUGUCCCAAAUAUAGAUAUUGAUGAUUAAUUGGCUGUAGAGGAUGAUCAUGUAUCCAAUGCCUCUUUCAACAGAAGGUAGCAAGAGAUUAUGCAAAAUCAAAAUAUCUACACUGUAGAAAAUAAUACGAGAACAUCUCCUGAUGGAAGGUUUUACACAAAUGAUCACUUUAUGAGGAUUGAUGGACAAACUCCGGAAAGCUAAAUUCAAAUGAUUUCUGACGAAAUGUCUCCAAAGAUAGAGAGAUCUCUAUUGAGUGAUAACUAUCACAAUGAUCAUUCUUAAUAAGUAGAGUCAGAGAAUAUGGAAGGAAAUCAUCAUCAUAACAGACAAGAUAAUCAAGCAGAUGAAAUAGAUGGAGAUGAUAGUCUCCAAGAUAUGGAUGAUGUCAGUGACAGAACUACUGAAAAUGAUCAGGAGCAAUACAAACUUGCGCAAGCAAAGAGAAUGUAUAUAAUUCACGAGGUAGAUGAAGACUAGUUAUCUGAGAUGAGUUCUAGGAAAGACAAGUCACAGAGAUUGUCAUAUGUAAAUCAGAGACAGCAUUCAAAUGCCAUUGACCACUCAAUGCAAGGUGACCAAAAUAUAUUACAGAUUUUAAAGGAGGAGAAUGAAGAUGAGGAUGUGUAUGGUUUAAAUUAGAUCAGACACCAUUAGACGCUAAGUCUUGACAAUGAUAUGAGUAACAUGCAGAUUAAUGGCUCUUAGGACAUUGAACCCCACAACAACUCUGCUGGAAUAAACUUUCAACUUACCAAAUAAGCAUCAAUAGAAAAUAGCAAUAACAAGAAUCAUAUCAGAAUAGAAAAUGAUCAAACUAAUGAGAAGUAAGGAAUGCAAAAAUCAAAGACCUGGAAUAAAUAAGAAAUCCCAGUCUUUAUUGAUGAAAAUGGAUUAACUCAUAGUCCAAAUUUCAACUCUAAAUCCUUAAUAAAUUUUGGCCAAUAUAUGUAAGAAGAGGAAGCAAAGUAAGUUUCCCCAAUUAGAGCUAAACAAAGAUCUUAAAAUUCACCAUCAUAGAAAAAUAUUAAAGUAGAGGAUGGGAAACAAUAAACAGCAUUUUUCAGGCCUCAAAGAUAGUCAAAUGGAAGUAUAAAAGGAUCUGCCAUACAGCCUAACAACAGUCCCACUAAAAGCAAAUAGGAUCAAGAGGAAAUUUUAUUCAUAAAUGAUAUUGAUGCACAAUUUAACUUAUAAGUAUCACCAUUUGAACAGAAAUAAUACUCUCAGAAUAAUAAUAACAGCUAUAUUUAGUAACAAUAGCUACCUUAAUAAAGUCCCUAAACACAAGUCAUAAUUUAAAAAGUAAGCGUUGAUAAAUCUAAGCUUAUGCAAUCACCCGCUUACUAAAACUUUGAUCAAUUCUUAAUAGCAAAUAAUUUGAAUUAAGAAGAUCAAACGAUGAUUGCUUCCAAUCAGAAAUAUAUAGAUGAAGGGAAAGAAAAAGCAAAAAUACUUAAUGAGAGUUAAGACUAAAUUCUUCUUUCAAAAGAAAAUAAGAGUAAAACUCAAGAUAGAAUAAGUUUGAUAGAAAAAUAAAAGACUUAAUAGGCAGCACAUGCUAAGUAAAGAGCUGUUAUAAGAGAAAAAGAGAGAUCUGCAAAAGUAAAUUGUGCAAUUAGGAUCUAAAAGAUAUGGAAAGGCUAUCAAAUUAGAAAAGACUUUGCAUUUUUAGUAAAAAAUCUAAGAAAAGUUAAGGCUCUCAGAAAACUAUUUGAAAAUCAUUACCUUGGAUUUAAGUAGGGAUUACUCAAUGACUUGAAGUCUCAUCUUUAGAAGGGGAAACAAAAUAUAGACAAGGAAGAAAAAGAAAUGAUGAAUAACUUUUUGAAUGUAUGUGCUGUUCAGAUUCAAUCUGCUUGGAGAGGAUCAAAAUAUAGAAUGAAAGAACUUCCAUCUAUAAAAAAUUAGAGAAAGGCUGAAGAGAGGAUUAGAGCUUUUGUCAGAGCAUGGAAGGUCCGUAAAGUUAUGCAAACAAGAGAGGUAUUUCUCAUCUAGUAGCAUAUCAAGGAUCUGACCAAAGUAUAGCAGUAUUUUUACUAUCUCGAGAAAGAGAACAACCCCCUCUUGCUUCAAUAGCUCCAUAAAGACAGAAGAAGUGCCAUUUAAACUCAUUUAGAUGCGAUUGAUGGUCUCUACAAGAGCGGUGCUUGGAUCAAGAGCUACAUAGGAAAUAAGAUCAUAGAGAACGACAGUCUUAUGGACUCUACCCAAGACGGUGAGAGUCAUCUCAAGUCUCCCAUCAAAGAGUACCGACUGGACACUGAUACAGCCACUCCCUUGAAAGAACUCGUAACCACAGAGAGAUUCUUAUACGAUGAAGACCUUGAAAGGAACCCAUACAUAUUCGAAAGCGAUGAGUUUGUGAGGUAGAAGUUUCUUGAAAGAAGAUAGAAAGAAUACUCAGGAGUCGAAAUAAGACAUGAAACAGAUGACUUCAUUGGUUAGCAGUAACAUAAAGGGUAAAAUUAUUCAGGGGCAAAUUUGAGUAAGAAAGCUGCAUCUAACAAGAGCAGAAACAACCUCAAGGCAGUCGAUGAUGAUUCAAGUAGCUUGAUGUCUGAUGAGAAGUUGAUCGAUAGAAGGACCAUUGGAAACUAGCAAUCUAGGAGUUAUGCAGCCAACCCUAAGGAUAACUUGGCUCUGCCAAAGCAUAAACUUACUUUCGAUCAAAUGCUAGAGAACGCCAUUCAGCAUGAUAAAAGUGGAUCAAAAGGAGGAAGGGGAGUUUCCAAAUCUGGUUCUUAAAGCUUUCUCAAGAGAAAGGAGAGAUAUGAUCCUAAGAUGUCCAUCAUCAAUUAGAAAGGUGUUGUCUCUGAGAAGAACAUAAACAAAAGGAGAGUAUUUAAGUCAAAUGAAAGGGAUGAGGACUCUGAAAUUAGUAAUGAUGAUGGUGAUGGAAUCUACUCUGAUGGAGCUUAGAGUGAGAGCAAAGGUACAUUCAAAAAUUUCCCUAGAAAGUCUUUUAUAUAAAUUGAAAGUGAGCCUCUCAUAUCUAAUAAAACAAUUCUGCCACCAACACUAUUACAAAAGCUAUAUUCUUAGCAAGUAAAGACUUAAAUGUUCUUAAGAACUGACACUGGCAGAUUUAUAGGUUCAAAUCAUUAAUCUUACCAACCAUUAAAUAAGAAUCAAGUCUAUCCAAAGAUGGCUAAUGGAAGUGAAUUAGAUCAAGGAAAAGUUAUUUUAGCUCUUGAGGAGCUCGAUAAGAUAUACAGUGUCUAUCAUGAGGGAAAAGAUGCCAAUAUGUUCUUGAAAGCUUCAACUAUAAUUAGAGAUAAAAACUCAGCUAUUCCUGUACUCAAGGAAAAGGCAAUGUUCUUCAAUUUCAAUGAUGAUUCAGUCUAUGAGAGCGUAUUGGAGGAAUUAAGAAAUUCUCAUAUCAGAAUAACAAAGGAUAAUAAAAAGUGGAUGCUUGGAAGUGCUCAUAUAUUAUGA